CGUUAUCAUAUGCUAUCCCGUCGUGCAAUUUACACAUUUAUCCUCCAAAAUGCCGACAGGGAAGGGCAAGGCGCCUGAUGUCUUCAGGUAUCACUAUGCAAUUGUUUCAAGGAUUCCUAAUAGUUUUAAGGACAGUAGCUUAAAACAGAAAGAACCGGCGAAACCUAUCGAUCUUGAGAAGGCGCGUCAACAACACGAAGAGUACGUCGAGACGCUGCGUAAACUCGGCAUCGAUGUGCUGGAACUUCCACUCGAUGAGCGACACCCCGACUGCGUUUUUGUGGAAGACACCGCUGUUGUUAUCAACGGCACAGCACUCAUAUGUAGACCAGGGGCAUCGUCACGAUUAGGGGAGGUUGCAGUGAUCCGGCAGACCCUGAGGAAGGAGCUAGGACUGAAGAUAGUGGAAGUGGACAAUGACAAAGCAACAAUAGAUGGAGGAGAUGUGUUAUGGACAGGCAAGGAGAUCGUGGUUGGUCUUUCUGGCAGAACCAACCAAGAGGGUGCCCAGGCCAUAGCCAAAGCUUUCCCAGAGUAUGCCACCUGCAUGGUGCGUGUGGAGGGGGCUCUCCACCUGAAGAGCCUCAUGAGCAUGGCAGGGCCAGAGCUUAUUGCAGUUAGCAGGUCCCCAGCUGCACAGAAAGUACUGAAGAGAGUUCAGGAGCAGGUGACUUACUCCUACAUGAUCCUGACUGUGGAGGAGGAGGAGGCCGCCAACAUGCUGUACGCCAACGGAAUGCGUGUCCACCUUCCUGACACGACCAUCCCCAAGAGUUUUCCUAUUAUCGAGAAUAAGCUAGAUUUCCAGAACCGCUACGCGCAGGAUAUCUCGGAGCUUCAGAAGGCUGAUGGCGACCUCACCUCCAUGUCGAUCUUGAUUCAGAAGGUAAAACAUCCUAAAAACUUCAGCAGUGGAGUCAGCGACGAGGACCUGGGCGACUUCCCUGUUGUCACUUUGUAAACAACAACAAUAACCAAACAAGGAGUUCUACAUCUUCAUAAAAGUGUUUUUAUAGGGUUGGAAAUCCUAGCUUAUUUAGAGCAUUUAUAGAUGGAAUACAUAUGGUGUCUUUGUAUGUAGUAAUAACUCUGACCUCUCAUUUUUUUGUUUAUUCUUUACAGUAAAUUGUAUUGUUAUUAUUUUCAUUUUUGCCAUGCUGUUAGCUGUGCUACCUAGAUUUAGAUAUAAAGUGCGUAAGUUGUUAGAGAUAGCAUAAGUCGUGGAAACUCCUGUAUAUGGCUUGGUCUACAAUAUAUCUGUAGUUGUAAGCAUGCUAAUCCAUCAGUGUCUGUUACAUUACAUUAUAUAUAUAUGGAAAAAAUAGGCAGUUUGUAGACUGGCAAUGCAGAGCAGGCCUUAUUUGCAGUCGUUUUUCAAUGGAGGAUGUUGUUUGUUGGUUGGUUGACUGUGCUAAAGCAUUUGAUGUCUAUCAUGUCAUACAUCAAUUUUCAUUCCUUUCCCUUGUUUUCUUAUCUUGCUUGUCUGCUACACUUGCAGAAUGUAAGACUAACAUAUCUUUUUACUGCCAGUGUUUCAUUACACAAUAUCUCCAAAGAAAAGUUAUGCAGGUCGAUGCAAAAUUUUGAUAAUUAGUCUUUAAAAGUAUUUAAAUUUAGAUUUGUUAAGAAACAGAAAUUUGUUUUGAAAGGUUUUUUUUUAACUAGGGUUGAAUAGGUUAUAUUUUACAAGUACUUAUACUUUUGAAGCAAGACUAGAACAACGUGUACUACUGUCAUGGUUAUUUGCUUGAGAACAAUUUUCGGAGGCAUGAAAGACAUUGUUUUAGUUUUUACAUGGUUCAGAUGCAAAGUAAAAAGCAAAGAAAUAAAAAUAAUGGGUUCAUUAAGAAAUUAACAACAUAAGGAAGAUGAUAGCCUGUGACAUUUUAAUGUGACAUUUUAACUCGUUAGUCCCAAAGAUAACUCCAUCUCUGAGAUAUUAUUCUAUUCAUACGUCAGGUAGCCAUUCAAUAUUGUGUAAUAUUGCAAUGUAUCUCUGUUUUGUGAAUUACAUAGUACAUGUUUUGUAAAUGUAUAUUGUGCAGCAAACCAAUAUUUAUAUUAUAAGCUUUAAAUUUUGUACUAUGGAAAUUACGUUAACUGACAAUUUAAAAACGCGCUUGUGGCAAAUAAUAUGUUGGAAUUCAUCACAAUGUCAUUGGAAUGUAAAUGUUAUUGAAACUUCUUUUUACUGGCUAACAGCUAUGAAAUUUAUUGUAUCGCCUAUGAACGUUUCGCCUCUGAACGAUAAAAGAUGUUGUCAAAUGCUCCAUGUCGCUAAGAUGCCCUGGGUCUAAUAUAUGGCAUGUAAAAACCAACAAUUUGAUUAGUAAAAGCAGACAGUAUGUGUAUAAGCCUUUAUGUUGAUCGGUCAGAUUUAAACUUGUCAAAAAUAUCAGUUUCUCAACGCAUGCUUCCCAUCCUACACGUAAAAAUUCACUGAAGGACAUUAUCCAUAGAAAAUGACACUGCAUUCACAACACCCAUGUCAUUUAUUGAUACGAGUUCUUUUUUUGGGCAAAUGUAUCCCGAUAAGUGGUAAGAUGAAAAUUCAAUUAUCUGAAAAAUACGGUUGUGAUUAGCAGGUCUUCACGUUCUUUGGUAUGCGCAGUAGAAACAAAACGCACGAUCUAGACUAUCAAAAGUAUCAAAUUAUUGUGGAAUUUUUAAAGUUCAUUUUUAUUUUAUCGACUUAUUUUGCCACAACUCUACGAGAUAAAUACAUUGUUCAGCAUAUGUAAUGUGAUAGGUAUACCGUAAGUAGUCAAAUUAUGUGUUAGAAGAACUGAAAAACAGUCAUUGUCGGGAAGCGACUUCUGCAGUUAAGGAUUGCCAGUGUGACAAGAAUGGUAGUCCCAGGAAUGAAAUUUGGGGGUCCCCAAGUGAUAAGCACAAGUUAGGGUUAGAAACGGCGUGAAAAUGUGGGUCGAGUGUCACCCGUACAAAGUAAAGGGCAACGGACUACGGUUCCUAGCGGACUACCUACACUGUACCAUUCCUGUCGCACCUGUUUUCAAUGGCGGCAUAGUGAAAAACUAAAACCCGUGUGCUGCAAAGUUCCUAUAGUCCUACAUACCUCCAUACCUAGUAGUUUUAGAUGAACCCAAGUAGGCGUCGUUCCGUUGCAGUCGUGACGGUUGUAUUGUACUUUUUUGCAGUGCGAUAUUUGUACUUUAUCACUUCAUUGUAUGCAACAUAUUCGAAUAAAAUUUGUCAGCUGCUUAAA
Messenger RNA from Lingula anatina, 3226 nucleotides. Its product is annotated as N(G),N(G)-dimethylarginine dimethylaminohydrolase 1. Gene Ontology annotation, biological process: arginine metabolic process; positive regulation of nitric oxide biosynthetic process. Lineage: Eukaryota; Metazoa; Brachiopoda; Lingulata; Lingulida; Lingulidae. The record is from RefSeq and is a predicted model, not a curated record. Gene Ontology annotation, molecular function: amino acid binding; dimethylargininase activity.